Molecule: messenger RNA, 549 nt
Organism: Penicillium soppii
Lineage: Eukaryota; Fungi; Ascomycota; Eurotiomycetes; Eurotiales; Aspergillaceae
Gene: aspf34
Product: cell wall protein PhiA
Exons: 2
Coding region: 1-549 (182 amino acids)
Source: RefSeq, a predicted model, not a curated record
AUGCAGCUCAAGAACCUCGCCCUCGCCGCCGGUGUCAGCGCCGUUGUCUCCGCUGCCCCUUCCACCCAGUCAAAGACCUUCGGUGUCGUUGCCAUCCACUCUGGCAGCGGUGUUCAAUACUCUGCUUUUAACGCCGCUAAGAGCAGCAUCUUCGCUGGUCUCUCUACCCAGGGUGCCAGCUGUGCUCGCCCCGAGGAGCAGCAGGCCACCUUCUACAUCAACGACGGUGCUCUGUACCUUUACGACCAGUCUGCCACUCCCCAGGAGAUUUACGUUGAUCGUUCAGGCAUGGGCCAAGGCAAGAUCGGAUACACCACUGGUGCUCAGCCCGCCCCAAAGAACGCCGAGCGCAAGGGCUGGGCUGAGAAGGAUGGCCACCUUCAGUUCGGAGGUAACGACCUGAUUGCCUGCCCCAACAGCAUUGACGGUGCCUGGAGUAUCUGGGCUUCUGCUGGUGUUGCCAACCCUGCUGGCAACACAGACUGUGUUGGCAUUGCCGCCCGCGUGGAGGAGACCUCCAACCCCAACGGCUGCAGCUACACCCAGUAA